This is a messenger RNA of Diuraphis noxia (Russian wheat aphid), 1718 nucleotides long. RefSeq lists its product as uncharacterized. The record is from RefSeq and is a predicted model, not a curated record. Lineage: Eukaryota; Metazoa; Arthropoda; Insecta; Hemiptera; Aphididae.
AAUCAUUCAUUGCACCGUUCAUCGUCGGGGACCGCGGCCGUGCACACACGUCGUUCCACGCCGAACGAACGCCACACGCGCACAUCAUAUUAUCAAAAUAUUGUUUACCUACAUCACCGCGACACUGCACACCGUUCGCCUGUCCACCACGAUGGUCAAGUACGCAGCAGCGUUAGUGUUGGCGGUCACCGUCACCGCGGCUCUUGCGGCCGAACAGACAGUGCUGUCCACUGAACAGCCACAGCAGAACGGCGCCGACGGCGACGUGUCCUGGACCGAAGUGAUCGCGUGCUACAAGAAGCCGCAAGCGGCCAUCGGAUGCCUGGAAUCGCGCAUGAGCCGCGCCAUGAAGUCGAUGCGCGACACGGCCGUCGGACUGGCCCACAGCGACCCGGAAACCGCGGCCGAGGACGUAGCUGGCGUCGGCAAUCUGGUCCAACAGAUCGGCGAUUUCAUCACGUACGGCAUUUCCAGUUACUUCCAUGGCGGUGACGGCGGCGGCGGUGGUGACGUUGAUGAAACUUCAGCGCCUUCCACCGGCGGGUCACCUGUCAACGCGCCGAACGACCUCGACGAAGGCAGAGGACAUCAUAAGAAAAAGAAGAUCCAAAAGGAAAUCAAGAAAUUCGUGUUGAAGGUGUUGUUUGGUAUCUAUCUGUUCAAACAAAAGAUCAAGAUGAUCAUCAUGACAAUCCAAUCGAUAUUGAUGAGCAAGUUCUUGAUCAUCGCAAUGAUCUACGCCAUUUCCAACACUUUCAAGAUUUGGUACGAUAUCAAGUGGAGUAAGCAAGGUCACCACGACAAAGUUGUGUACUACGAGAAUGCUCACCACCAACACCACUAUGAGCCACCAGAGCACGGAGAGUAUGAUGACCAUCACGACCAUCACGGUUGGGGAAGUAACAUUUGGGGUAGGAGUAUUGUGGCCACCGAGCCUUCUGUGAUGGAAUCAUCCAACGGUGGUUCACCUGGUUCUCAAGAUGGCAUUAGCCGUUAUAUCAGACGAGUGUCCAGGACAGCACAACCCCAGGCUGCAGCACAAUCUAUGGCCUAUGGAGGUCAAAUUCCAAGUCAAUGAACACCCACGCUUUCUAAUAUAUCUUCACCCUAACCAAAACUAUAGAAAAUAUUAGGAUUUUUUUAAAUUUUUUAUGUCUCUAUUUUUCCAACUAUUACAUUAUUUGUGAACUUGAAAGAGUGACGAGUGUAAUACAAUUUACAAUUUAAUAUGUAUUCGUCCGAAGCUAAUUAUUCAAAUGAGCCGAUCACGGGAAUCGGCAAUUUCAUAGACAAACUCUAUCGUCUGAUUAUAUACAAAUCAAAAGACGUCAUGAGAAAACAUUCUUAUUCUGUGGAAAGUAGUUUUCCUGUAAUUCCUAAACUAGGCCAUAAUAUAAUUAUCAUUAACUCAUAAMAUAUGCACUCCUUAUAUUUACUAUAUAUUAUACUUUUAUUUAAUUAGGAUCAUAAUCGUCCUUAAUAAAAUAAAUUUAGUAUUAUAUAUAGUUUGACAACUCAUUAGUCUGGUCAGUUAGAUUAUAUUUAAUAAUUAAUUUGAAACUAUUAUAGUGUUUAGUGUAAAAGACUUCUGUUUGUUUACUUAAUUUAAACUAAUAUAUUUCACUUAAAUUAAUGUUUAGAAAAAAAGUUAGUUUGUCGUUUAUAUGAUAAUCAUGAAUGUCACAAAUAUAACAAGCAUGGCACAAACGGAAUAAAAC